ACAGGGUUUGUCAUCGUGCUCCGUAGAGUACAAAAGCCCUCCAUCGAACCGGCAGGCUAGCAUAAGCCCCCGAAAUUAGAUAAAAAUGGGUCGUCGUCCCGCUCGCUGCUACCGCUACUGCAAAAACAAGCCAUACCCCAAGUCAAGGUAUAACCGUGGUGUCCCCGAUCCCAAGAUUCGCAUUUUCGAUCUUGGAAGGAAACGUGCCUCAGUCGACGAAUUCCCCUUCUGCUGCCAUCUGGUUUCCGACGAAUACGAGCAGCUCUCCUCUGAAGCACUUGAAGCCGCCCGUAUCUGCGCCAACAAAUAUGUUACCAAGACUUCCGGCAAGGACUCCUUCCACAUGCGCGUGAGGGUGCAUCCAUUCCACGUUAUCAGGAUCAACAAGAUGUUGAGUUGCGCUGGAGCUGAUCGACUGCAAACUGGUAUGCGUGGAGCUUGGGGCAAGCCAUACGGAACCGUUGCGCGUGUCAACAUUGGCCAGGUCAUCCUUUCCAUUCGUUGCAAGGACGCCAACGCACCUGUUAUUAUGGAAGCUCUUCGCCGCGCUCGUUACAAGUUCCCUGGAAGACAGAAGAUCAUCGUUUCGAAGAAGUGGGGUUUCACAAAUGUUGCGAAGGGUGACUAUUUGAAACUCAAGGAGGAGAAGAAGGUGUUACAGGACGGAGCAUACGUGCAGUUCAUCAGGCCAAAGGGUCCUCUGGAGCAGAACUUGCGCAACCAGCUCCGCGCUUGAGAUAUUUUCGUCCCCUCAAGUGCCUUAGUUGUGUGCUCCUGUGUAUAUGUCGGUACUUGAUUGGAAUGUUGAACUUCUUUCUCUCGG
This is a messenger RNA of Laccaria bicolor S238N-H82, 823 nucleotides long. RefSeq names its product 60S ribosomal protein L10. The transcript has 5 exons. Lineage: Eukaryota; Fungi; Basidiomycota; Agaricomycetes; Agaricales; Hydnangiaceae. Gene Ontology annotation, cellular component: ribosome; cytosolic large ribosomal subunit. Gene Ontology annotation, molecular function: structural constituent of ribosome. Gene Ontology annotation, biological process: ribosomal large subunit assembly; translation. The record is from RefSeq and is a predicted model, not a curated record. The coding region runs from base 86 to 736 and encodes 216 amino acids.